AUGGAGCGCCUCGUCGAAAGCAACUUUGUGAUUGCAAGCCGGAUCCUCCAGCAUGCUCUUCCAUUCACCGUGAUCGCCUUGAUGCAGGAGGGCUCAGGUAUGAUCUUCGUGGUUGCCACCCUGAUCUGCUACGCGACGCACGUCCUGGUGGCCAAGGGCUGGGUCCGCAUGCCGGCCAGCAAGCUGAAGCCCUGGUGCCGCCUGAUCUACGUCAUGGGAGCAGCUGGUGCCUUCGAGAUGCGCCGCACGCAAGGCCCAGAAGUUGCCAUGGUGCAAAGCUUCCACGCGGCAGGGCGGAUGGUGUUGGUUGUGGCGUUUGUCGACAGCCGGCUCCACAUUCCACACCAGGUUGCCCUCUCGUGUGCGGAGGUGCUCUUCUACACCAUGGAGCACGGGUGCACACAAGCGGCGCUAGCCCUGGCUGUUGGACAGGCCUGCCUGCUCUGUGUCAUCAUCGCGCUGAGUCUGAUGCUGGAGUCCUACCUCCGUGACAACUUCACCGCACAGUUCAAGUCUGCAGAUGCCGAGGUCAUGAUCCGCGGGUUCCGCCAGAUGCUGCAGGGAGUCUGCGAUGGGGAGGUGCUCCUGGACGGUGGCCUCCGAAUCCAGGGCGAAAGCCCGAGCCUUCGCCGACUUCUUAUGACCACCGCCGCGGUCGACGGGCGCUCUUUCCAGGAGCUUCUGGAGGACGAUCAUCAGCAGAGGAGCCGCUUCCAGGACUUCAUCGCAAGGUCGGCUGAAGCCGUUUCAAGGCAGUCCGGAGCGACCCCGCCUUGCCUCCGGGUGUCCCUGCAAAGCAAGAGCGGCCCGCGCGUCGCUGUGGACAUCUUCCAUGUGGUGCUCCCAGGCAUGCACGGCUCGGAUGCCUACCAUCUUCUCGCCUUCCGCCAAGACACGGAGCGAGAGAACGUACCGGAUGCACAGCCGAUCCCGGAGCAGGUCUUCAGGAGUCUGAGAAAUGCGAGCGGCAGGCGCUCCCGCCCCCGUUCGGCCCGGUCCGCCUCGAGCACGGCCUCAAGGGCCUCGAGCUCGGAGUCGCUGCUGCCGACCUUUCCGCAUCUUUCCGAGAUGAUGCUCCUGGUCGACGCCUCCCAAGCGCAGCACGAGGUCCGGCAGGUGAAUCUGACGUAUGCAAAUGCCUCCGAGCAGGCCGAGAUGCCCAGCUUGCGCAAGUUCAUCCGCCCCACCGAUUGGGAGACGGUCCGCUCCAGCGUGAAGCGCGUUGCGAGCGCGGCGGCGGAGAACCCGUUGAAGGUGAUGAAGCCAGUGUACUUCAAGAUACCGCUGUGGUUCAGGAUGCUCGACCAGCCAUCCCAGUUCAUGAUGGCCAGAAAGGCCAAGCUGCUCCCGCAUUGGUGGUCCAGUAACGAGUCCAGUAGCCCCAGCAGUCCAAGCAGUUCCAGCAGCUCGAGUGGGGAGCCAUCAGAGCAAGACCCCGUGAAUCAGUGGCCGGCGCGGAACACUGCUACAUCCGGACAGCCUAAGGAGAAGAAGCCCGUCAGCCUGUGGCUGUGUCUGACAGACCUGGUGGCUGCCCCGGUUUCCGUGCGGGCGCCGGCUGAACUGGAGAUGAUCCACGAAGGGGACCACCGUCGGCUCCCGGGAAGCGUGUGA
Molecule: messenger RNA, 1614 nt
Organism: Symbiodinium natans
Lineage: Eukaryota; Dinophyceae; Suessiales; Symbiodiniaceae
Source: the annotation of a GenBank genome assembly